CUGCUUCUCACCAAUCCCAUAAAGAUAAAGAUGUCUAGCCGUUAUGGUUCUUAUUUACCUUUCCUCCGCCCUCUCCGUCAAACCAAAUCCCAAAGCUCAACUCCAUCUCAGACCUGAGGAAGAAGGAAAAACCCAAACCUUAAUACAAAACACAACAACACACAACAUAUAACACCCAGACAGCCGUGCGCCUAACUCCUCGCUGCCGCCGCCGUCUUCUCACUUCCUCACUUCAGUCCUUCACUCACGUCUUCUAACUUCACAACCACCAACACCAACACCAACCACCCUGGCCGAAAACCAAAACCACACAUAAGCAAGCUAUUUUUACAUCCCCCACGGGAAGACCAACGAACGCCUGCUCCCGCUUCGCACCGACAUGUUCGUUCGUGCUUGCCCUACUCACACCUGCUCCUGCCGCGAACUGGUUCACGCCGCCAGGCUACCUGCAGCUUCAUCUUCCCCGGUCCGCUUCUUCGGAGUGAUCGCGUCGCGCCAGAUCUAGAUUUGUUAUUACCCACGCUUAUAUCUGCCGUCUUCAGCGAGAGAGCCUACUUACCUUGAUUAAUAUCCUCUCACACUCACUCACUCUUUAUCCUCUCACAGUUCCCGAGACCGCGUUUCCUCCUAAGCUCGGAAACCCCGGCAAGCCUUACCGCUUCUCGUCGCCGCCGCCGUCGCUACCGCCGCUGUUCAAAGGAAUCCUGGAUCAGGGCUGCAUGAACCUGUCUCGGACUGUGUUCGCCGAUAUCUGCCGCUUCGCAAGACGAGUUUUUUUCCUUAUAAAGGAGAGCGUCUCUAUCUCGUUUGCUACUUGGAUUUAGAUCUGCUGCUGUGUCUCCUUUUUCUUCGACGGCAAUCUUACUCCUUUUUACUUACUUCGCACCGACUCAUCUCGGGUGCGCGCUGUUGCGAAAGAAACUACUCCUACCGACAUAUUAAUAUCUUUGGGGAUUUCUCUUGGGUCUCAUAAUAUUUACUUACGAGCUGCGAUUGCGACUCUGAAAAUCUAGCACUUAUAAUUUUUUCGAGCAACACUCGACUUCUCACCAUUACCUCUUCAACCGCAAAAGUGGCAUUCUCAACCUACACAACCGUUGAGCCCGGGUUUCAUUCGGCGACCCCAGUCAUCGUCGACGAAGCAUACGAAUCACCGGAGACGGUCACACUCAGAUACGAAGAGGCUUGCGCGGGAGGUCCUAUAGGCAGGUCGGACUCCCUCUCGGGAUUCCUUCCCAUGUCUGCCUUCGGGAAGCCCCCGCCUUCACACCUUCAAGGAUUUGAUGCAUCUCGAUCAUUCUCCGAUCCCGCCUACGCCUACCCUGCUGCGCCACAACAUGCAUCGCAACCCCCCCCUCAUGCAUCGCCGUUCCAAAAUGCACCCGAGAUGGCGCAGGUGAGCUACGGCAGUCAUGCGACGCGCGGUAGUUACGAUGAGCAGCAGGCCGGCUCCUACGCGCCCUUCAACUCUAACCCGACCCCCGCGUCGAUCCGCGUCACGUCGCGUCAACCCCCGCGAGGCCUGCCGGGCUCCAAACUCGACGUCUACGUGGCGUCCGUCUACGAGCUCAUGACGACAAGCCUCGAAUCCAUCUUCCUCAUGUUCGGGCAGCAGAAGUGCCAGGCUUCGCUCAUGCGAUAUGAGCAGCAGAGCAGGGACUACCAGUAUAUCGUCUCGACUGAGGUGCCGCAGAUUGCGGUCGAGGCGUGGGAGUCGGCGGAGAUGCCGCUGUUUCUGCUGAUUGAGAAUGCAGAGGGCGAGCUCAUGGAGAAGGUCGAUGUUGGGCCGUUUACAUAUGAGAGGGGCAGGCUGGGAAGCGAUGCCGAGUCGUUAAAGAGCACUGAGCGGUCGUCGUCGCUGGUGAUGAAGCCACAAGAGGAUUUCUCGACUUACUCAUAUCUGCCUUCGGAUAACUACUCGCCGCAGGUCCAAUAUGGCGCGUAUGAGGGGAUUCACUCCCAGCAGUUUGGGCGUGGGAAUUCCAUGUAUCAACCCUCGCCGCCUGGCAGAGGCAUGUACCAAUAUUCGUCUGGAUCGCCUUCCUCCGCCAUCAAGGCAAGGUCUAAUCAGAUUCCGACGUGGGCUUCUUCGUACAGGAAUGGAAGUUCUGACGGCCACCAUAACCAGGGGAUGCCCGGACGGACAUCGCUCCCGUCGAUCUCGCCGAGCCCACUGUUGGUGAGGACGUCGACGAUUGAUCAGAACAGAAAUAACGCGGGUGUCCCGAUGAACGCAUCUGGGUCUUACUACCACCAGGCGAUGCACCCGCUCGCCGUCAUUCUCAACCUCCACAACGACCUUGAUUCCAUGGGCCGCCUGAACACAUGGUCGACGGAGGAGAUCCAGUCGAGACGGCGAAUCCUGCAAUUCAAGCGCUCGCAGUCCGGCAACACGAUCAACAUCCGCGUCAAGCCCGUGAUGCCCGAGGAGCGCCAACAGCACUCCAUCUGCAUCAGCUGCAUCCUGUGGGAGGACAAGAACCAGUGCUUCGUGACGAGCGUGGACACGAUCUACCUGCUCGAGUACAUCAUGGCGCAGAAGUUCCAGACGGAGGAGAAGAACCGCAUCCGUCGCAACCUGGAGCACUUCAAGCCGCUGACGGUCAAGAAGCCGAUCCCGGAUAAGUAUGACGAGACAAACGCGUUCUUCACGGCGAUCAUGGGGUUCCCGCAGCCGAAACCGAGGAAUAUCGAGAAGGAUAUUAAGGUUUUUGCGUGGAAGAGCUUGUCGAACGCGUUGAGGAAGAUUACGUCAAAAUACUCCGUCAAAUCCGGCUCUUCCCAACCCCAAGCCUCGCUCCCACCCCCAACCCUCCUCACGCCAGCAAGCUCAACUGGCUACGGCGAUAACUCCACAACAGCCUACGGCCAACCCACCGACCGCAACGGCAUGUUCUCCCCCCGCUCCUCCACGCGCUCUAUGUCCGGCGCCUCAACCCACCCACCCCCCUUCGCCGGCAUCCCCGCCCGCCUCAACUCCCCGCCUUACAACCACCUCAACCCCAUCAAAGGCGACAUCAACCACAACAACAGUGCGGCGCCGCCAAACCUCCCCUUAUUCGCCGACAACACCACAACCAACCAUUCCUCCCACGGCGCGGGUACAGGAGCGCAGUGGUCCGCACCAACACAACACCACAUGCCCGCCCCCCUCCAGCAAUACACCCCGCGCUCAUCGUGGGAUCUCACAGCUGCCGCGGCGGGGGGGUACGCGGAUCCCGCGGCGCAGGCGCAGGGGAGUGCGGUGGGUGGGGCUGUUACUGCUGCGGGGGGGAUGCCGAGUGUCUUGCAACGACCGCCGACGACGCAGAUGCCGCUUUCGCCGCUGAGGAGUAGGGGGGGUCUCGAAGAAGUGGGGGCAAAGGAGGAGAGGAGGGGAAGUCUGCAGGCGCUUCGGUCGUAGGUGACUGACGUUCCGGGAUUUGGAUUUGAUCGACCACCACUACGACAGCGUGCGGGACGAUGCGGGUUCGAUUCGCUAUGGUACGACGAUGAAGAUGUGAGAAUUAAAGUCGACAAAACGGUGGUGGUGGGGCGUGUAGUCAUGCGGCCCAGUCAGAUCCCGUUGCUAGCCCACUAGCGUGGUGUGACCGACCAAUCAGAGGGAGUGUGGGUACACCACCCUUCUUGCUGGGGACGGGGGCACGCGCGCGAGCCCUGGAUGCACCCUUGGGGAUUAUAUGGGAGGUAGGGUGGUCUGGGGCGGUCGAUGAGGGGUAGGAGGCUCGUAUCGGGGGUGUGUGCCGGUGGAGAUGCAGAUGCCGGUUGGGGUAUGUGGGUGGGCUUGGCGCUGGGGAGAGGCUUGAGAGGCUUGGGGUGAAGUGUGUGUGUGUGUUUAAAUUCCUUAUUAGAGGAAUGGCGUAUGUAUGGAUGGGCAUAUCAGUGGGAUCGGGGAUCGGAUGGGAUAAUAGGGGGGAGACAGGGAAAGGAUAGGAAGGAAUGGGAAGGCGUUUUGAUUUCUCUUUGGCCUUGGCUUUUUGAGCCUGGCGGUGGGUUUUGGAAUGGAAUGGGAUAUACCGGUAUUCGGAUAACUGGGAUGGGAUGGAGGAGAGUCUGUACUAUCAUAUUACAUCACUGUGCAUUUUGGCGUUUUUCUUGGGUGUGUUCUUUUUGUUUUCUGUGGGUGGGGGGGAUGUGUGUGUUUUUAUGAAUUGGAUCAUGG
Molecule: messenger RNA, 4162 nt
Organism: Pseudogymnoascus verrucosus
Lineage: Eukaryota; Fungi; Ascomycota; Leotiomycetes; Thelebolales; Thelebolaceae
Exons: 5
Coding region: 1238-3403 (721 amino acids)
Cellular component (GO): nucleus
Source: RefSeq, a predicted model, not a curated record